This is a messenger RNA of Drosophila yakuba, 1062 nucleotides long. RefSeq lists its product as uncharacterized. Lineage: Eukaryota; Metazoa; Arthropoda; Insecta; Diptera; Drosophilidae. The record is from RefSeq and is a predicted model, not a curated record. The coding region runs from base 166 to 804 and encodes 212 amino acids. The transcript is spliced from 2 exons. Gene Ontology annotation, biological process: autophagy.
AAAUUUUGAGAACUGCGUUCUUGAAAAAGAAUAGACAUUUUGCUUGCAAAAAAGAAUAAACAAUGCAAUUGGGAAUAUAAUAAUUGAAAUUUAAGUGCCUAGGAAUUUUACCAUUACAAGAGCAAGUAUAUAACAUUGAAUUAGGACGAGAAAACAGCCAUAAACAUGGACUGCGCACCACUGAACUUGGCCCAUUUCCACGAGCGAAGGUCGGAGCGCUUCAUUCGCAAUCACCGCUAUGAGGAGGCCAUUAAGGCGCUGGAAACAUCCCUAAUCUACAUGCAGGAUGCCCAAAAACGGGUGGCUCUGCCCAAAUCCAAGGAAGUUCUGGACACAUUAACCCUCGACUUUCAGCGCAAACUGCGUCAAAUCGAGAUGCGAAAAACGCAGCACGGCCUGAACAAGUUGAAGGACUAUGCUCCCUUGAAGGAAACCAGUCCCAUGUUGCCCCUGCGUCCGGAAGCCGGAGCAAGUGGUGCAGGAGGAUCCGCCCAAUCCGUGGCCAAGGCAAUCGACAAAACAGUGCAGGAUUUCGAUGCCAAGUUUACCUCUUCUCUGGUGGCAAAGGCCUCCAACACGCUGGCCAACUCGGAGCCCCAAAUGGAGACGCUGCGGCAGAGCGAUUCCGCCAAGGAGGAGCACGAACGCGAUCCCUAUGAUCAACGGCUGGCGGGCAGCGGCGACCUGGACCUGCCCUCCCUGGCUCCCUUGGAGCUGCCCUCCUUCGACUACAGCUUGUUCACCAGCUCCUCGGCUCCUUCGCUGGCCAGCUAUGCCGGCAUGGCUGAGAGCUUCCAGAAAUAGGCAUAGGAACUAAGAUCCAUUUGUACAACUUCAAUUAACUGGAGAGAUCUCGUUGUAAUACAGUGCCCUUUGAGUCGUGAUUAGGAUUAAAUUUUAGGCAUGUUCUUCAUUUUGCAUGCACCUUGCAUGCAGAUCCCUUGUAAAGCAUAUCUACAUUAAAGUGUGCAAUAAUACUUUGAUAUACUACUGAACUAUGAAUGUAAACGGAAGAAAUCACACUUCCACAGUAAAUAUAACCCACAACUUUGUGUAUUACAA